AUGAGUUUACGCUGGAAGAUAUUUUGGGAAAUGAGACAAAGACAAAGAUCACAAAUACCAUCACUGCAAGUGAUGGCAAGAAAUUAUAACACCUGCAAGGAAUGUUCCACAGAAAAAAAGUAUGGAUCUUUUAAGAAUGUGAAGAAUCCUGCUAUGUUAUAUACAACCUGUAUUGCUGUUGCUGCAUCAGUUUUAGGUAUAUCUUACUAUACUCUAAAGUACAAAAGAAAUGUUUAUGCUCUUAAUGCGACGCAAAAUGUAAAAUGUGGUCAAUUACGAAAGGACAUGAAGACCUACACCUUAGAAGAAGUGGGAAAACACGAUAGCAAAGAGAAAGGAAUUUGGGUUACUUUCGGACAAGGUGUAUAUGAUAUAACAGAAUUUGUCGAUAAGCAUCCAGGUGGUCCUUCAAAAAUUAUGAUGGCUGCUGGAGGAUCCAUUGAUCCAUUUUGGAUGAUAUUUGCAAAUCAUAAUACAUCAGAAAUACACUCCUUGCUGGAAUCCAUGAGAAUUGGAAAUAUAUCAGAAGAAGAUGCUAAAUCUAAUAAAAGCGAUCUGUAUGAUCCGUAUGCAAAUGAGCCUGUUAGGCAUAAGGCUUUAAAAAUCAAUGGCAAUAAACCCUUCUGUGCAGAACCGUCACCUUCAUUAUUAGUUGAGAGUUUUCUUACACCUGUUCCAUUUUUUUAUGUGAGAAACCAUUUGCCUGUGCCUGAGAUAGAAUUAAAGGAUUAUACACUAGAAUUGGCGAUAGAAGGGACAACUAAAAAGACCCUCGACUUCAAGACACUAAAAAAAUAUGAAAAGAGGACGAUAACUGCAGCUGUAAUGUGCGGCGGAAAUAGACGUUCAGAAAUGUCGAAGGUAAAGCAACUAAAAGGUAUUAACUGGAAUGUGGGUGCUGUUGGCAAUGCAACGUGGACAGGUGUACGAUUGUGCGACAUAUUAAAAGAUUUAGGAGUCAAUGAAGAUGUAUUUAAUCACAUUCAGUUUGAAGGACACGAUCUAGACCCAUCUGGCAUGCCGUAUGGAGCAAGUAUUCCGAUUUCCAAAGCUAUGGACCCUAGAGCUGAUGUGAUUUUAGCUUAUGAAAUGAAUGGUGAACCGUUAAGCCAAGAUCACGGAUUCCCUGUUCGAGUAAUCGUUCCUGGUGUCGUGGGUGCAAGAAAUGUAAAAUGGCUGAGUAAAAUUAAUGUAUCAAAGGAGGAGAGUCAAUCGCAGUGGCAACAGGGCGACUACAAGGGGUUUUCUCCGAGCACGACUUGGGACAACGUAGACUUCAAUAAAUCGCCCGCGAUACAAGAAAUGCCUGUAGUAUCGGCGAUAUGUGAUCCGCAAAAUACAGACACAGUCGAAAUUAAAAAUGGAAAAAUUCAAGUGAAAGGUUACGCAUGGUCUGGCGGUGGUCGAAAAAUAAUUCGUGUUGACGUUACAAACGAUAAAGGUAAAACUUGGCAUACAGCAGAUCUGACAGAAGAUCUUCAGGCAAAUGAAGGUCGAUACUGGAGUUGGUCAUUAUGGAACGUGGAACUUCCUGUGGAUAAAAAAUCGAGAGAAGUUGAAAUCUGGGCGAAAGCUGUUGACUCAUCGUAUAAUGUACAACCGGAAAAUUUUAGUAACAUCUACAACAUUCGAGGAUUGCUCUGCAACGCGUAUCAUAAAAUUAAAGUACAAUUAAAGCAAUGAAAAAUUGACUUUCCAUUAAUCAUUGUGUGAUACAUUAUCUAUUUUAAGUCUUUAAGUUCUUGCAAGUCAAGAAUUCGGUACUUUCUACUUUGUAAUAAAAUUUGUGAUAUUAGGUUGUGAUAUUCAAAAACACUUUGUAUCGGAUAUAUUUAGAGGAAAUUAUGCUCUCUUGUUAUCUUUUAAAUAUUUUGUUCUUCAAACAUUCUUUUCUCCACACAACGAUCAAAGUAAUAACUUUAGAUAGAAAUUGUUAUAAUAAUAAGAUUGGAAAUAAGACGAUUUUAAUAUAGGAGUACAUCAUCUAAAUACGAGAAGCGUCGAUUUUCUGUCAAAGUUAGAUUUAUACGUAUACGAGUAUAUGUAUUCUUUAAAUGAAUUUAUCUCAGAAAUAUAAUUGCGCUACUAUUUAUUAUAUGUAACUAAGUUUCCAUUAUUAGCGGACUUUCAGCAAAAAUAUCGAUCCAAAAUAAUAAUCUCCCUAAAUAUUCCAAACCUGUAAAGAACUUAUUGCGAAAAUUAUUACCUCAG
This is a messenger RNA of Trachymyrmex cornetzi, 2211 nucleotides long. It is a transcript of the gene shop, whose product is annotated as sulfite oxidase. Gene Ontology annotation, cellular component: mitochondrion. The record is from RefSeq and is a predicted model, not a curated record. The transcript has 8 exons. Bases 1 to 1683 code for a protein of 560 amino acids. Lineage: Eukaryota; Metazoa; Arthropoda; Insecta; Hymenoptera; Formicidae. Gene Ontology annotation, biological process: sulfur compound metabolic process. Gene Ontology annotation, molecular function: molybdenum ion binding; molybdopterin cofactor binding; heme binding.